Molecule: messenger RNA, 7190 nt
Organism: Nothobranchius furzeri (turquoise killifish)
Lineage: Eukaryota; Metazoa; Chordata; Actinopteri; Cyprinodontiformes; Nothobranchiidae
Source: RefSeq, a predicted model, not a curated record
AAUCAUCACAGCUAUAAAGAAGCAGCAAGGUGAACAGGUUGAUUUUGAAAGUCUUGACUGGUCCUCAAAAUGUGAAAUCUUGAGAUCUAAUCCAGUUACAACCAUGAGGAUGUUUGACAAACGUGUGGAAGCUCUGUUCAGAGACCUGCUCAUGUCCCCUGCUCAGCCGCUUGGUGAGAUUGUCGACUUCUUCUACAGAGUUGAGUUCCAGCACAGAGGAAGUCCUCAUAUACACAUGAUGCUCUGGGUUCGUGGUGCUCCUGAAUGUGACAAAGAUUCUGAUCAAGCCGUCUGUGAUUUUGUAGACAGAUACAUCUCAGCACAGCUGCCUGACCCAGAAACACAACCAGAACUCCACAAGAAAGUCACAGAAGUUCAGAAACACAGCAGGAACCACACCAGGACCUGUUUUAAGACCAUGAACUCUGGCUGUAGAUUUGGGUUCCCUAAACCACCCUGCAGGAGAACAAUGAUUAGCAGAACCGAUGAGGAACAUGACCAAGCUACUGCUAAACAGAAACUCAGAACUUUGGUGAGUCUGCUCAAUGAACCAGAAGCUGCAUCACUGACUUUAGACCAGAUUCUGUCUCGAUGCACUUUAACCAUGAGUGAGUAUGAAGAAUGCAUCCAGUCCAUGAACAGAAAGACGGCCCUGAUCCUGAAGCGAGAUGCAAAAGACAGCUGGAUUAACAACUACAAUCCACAUCUGCUAGAGGCCUGGGACUGUAACAUCGACGUGUCUUUUAUCCUGAAUGCAUAUUCAUGUGUGGAGUAUCUGACCAAAUACAUCACAAAGAAGGAAAGUGGGCUUUCUGACUAUCUGUCUACAGUGAUCAGUAGCUCUAACAUGGAUGGAGUCAAUGAGUGUGAGGAGAUGAAAGCAGUCAUGCAGGCUUAUUCUAAGAAAAGAGAGAUCAGUGCUCAGGAGUGUGUGACUCGUGCUUGUGGUCUUAAGAUGAAAAAAUGUUCACGCAGCAUUGUUUUUGUCCCCACUGAUGACAACCCAGUGAAAAUGAGCCGUCCCAUGUCUUUCCUGGAGAACACGACACCAGACAGCUGCAACAUCUGGAUGACAAGUCUGAAUGACAAAUACAAAUCCAGACCUGAGACUCCAGAGUACGAGGAAAUGUGUUUAGCUGAUUUUGCAGCAACAUGCAGGUUUGUAAGUGAAAAAGAAAGUGUGCGCAAAGAUGUCCUCCCUCUCCUCAACCAGCUGGGAUUUGUGCAAAGGCGUCAGAAUAAUAAGCCUUGUGUCAUCAGGUUUUAUCACUGCUCUAAAGAGAAACACCCAGAGGAGUUUUACGGAAGACUGCUGAGACUUUACCUUCCACACAGAUCAGAGCAGGAACUGAAAUCACGCCGAUUACAAACUCAUCAGUCCUACUACAAGUCCGGCUGGGUCCGACUACCAGGUUCAGAACAUUCUGAGUUUGUCAAGGACAUUGUCACCAGAAACCAGGACAAAUAUGAACGCAACAGUAAAGAGAUCGAGUCUGCUCUUGAGGAAUUUGAACGGGACAGAGGUGAAGGUUGUGAUGAGUGGUCUAAUCUUGCUCCAGAAUCUGAAGUUGUGAGACUGCAGUGCGAUGACCAGCCAGAGGACCAACAGGAGGAUGUUCCAGACUACUGUGCUCCACCUGCAGCAGAAGUCAGAGCUGUCAGAGAAACACCUGCCAUCGAUCCCACUGUGUUGCGUCAGAUGUACCAGAAUCUAAACCAGAAGCAGGCCUGUGUGUUCUAUGCAGUCAGAGACUGGUGUAUUAAACGUGUGUGCGGCCUCAAUCCAGAUCCAUUCUUUUUCUUUUUGGAGGGAGGUGCUGGUACUGGCAAAUCCAUGGUUGUCAGAUGCAUUCACUCUGAAGCAUCCAAGAUUCUGAGCAGACUGCCUGCCGAGGAUGUUGACCUUUCAAACCCAACUGUUCUGCUGACGUCAUUCACGGGAACUGCUGCGUUUAACAUCGGUGGCACCACACUGCACUCGCUCCUCAAACUACCCAGAAGCCUGAAACCUCCCAUUCAAGGACUUGGUAACCAGCUAGAUGAAGUCAGGUGUGAACUUCUGAAUGCAGAAAUCCUUGUUAUCGAUGAGAUUUCCAUGGUUUCAAAGCCUCUGUUUGCCUACGUGGACGCUAGACUGAAACAGAUUAAAGGAAACCAGAGACCAUUUGGUGGAAUGUCAGUUUUAGCUGUUGGAGAUUUUUAUCAGCUACCACCAGUUCGACAGUCUAAGCCCCUCUGUGUCUAUGACCCAUCAGACAUUGACCUUUGGCAGCCAUAUUUUCAGAUGGCAAGUCUGACUGAAAUCAUGCGGCAGAAAGAUGAUGUUGCCUUUGCAGAGAUGCUGAACAGGAUCAGAGUGAAGGAAAAGACAGAUGAGCUCUCUCCAGCAGACAGAGAUAUGCUAUCACGCACCAUCACUGAACCAGAACUCUGUCCCUCUGAUGUGCUGCACAUUUUUGCCACCAACAAGGAUGUGGAAGCUCAUAACUCAGCAACACUGGAACGGCUGCACGAUAACAUCAUCACAAUAGAUGCAGAUGACUUCCAGAAAGACCCACGAACUGGCAGAAUGGAGAGGAAAGACACACCUUUGAAAGGAGGAAGAGGUGAAUUGUCUGACUGUCUGAAAGUGGCUGAAGGAGCUCGAGUCAUGCUGACGAGAAACAUCAAUGUCCAGGAUGGCCUGGUUAACGGUGCUUUUGGUAAACUGGUUAGAGUGAUAGCUUCUGAAAUAGACCCCCAGCACAUUUUUAAACUUGCUCUGAGAAUGGAUAACCAGUCAUCUGUCAGGAGCAACCGCCAUGGAGCUUCUGGGUCUGAUGAUCUUGUUUACAUCGAGAGAGCAGAGGACAGCCUGAAGCAGAGAGGAGGUGUACGCAGACAGUUUCCUGUAAGACUGGCUUUUUCCUGCACCACUCACAAAACUCAGGGUCUCACGACACAUGCAGCUGUGGUCUCACUGAAGAACAUCUUUGAACCUGGAAUGGCAUACGUGGCUCUGAGUAGGGUGACUAGCCUCGGUGGACUGUAUCUCCUGGGUUUGGAUGAGAGAAAGAUCUACGCCAAUCCUGAUGUGACUGCAGCACUCCAGAGCAUGAGACAGGCCAGUGUGGAUCAAAUGAUGCCUCUUCUUCUGGUGAGAGAAGCAGUAAGCAGACCUGACACUUUGACCCUAAUUCACCACAACACAGAGGGUUUACCGGCUCACAUCAAUGACAUAACGAGUCACCACGAACUGUCUUUAGCAGAUGUGUUGUGUCUGACAGAAACACACCUGCAAGGUUCUUUUGUUGCAGAAAGUCUUGUUCUGGAUGGCUACACCAUGUUCAAACGCAGCAGACACCAGUCCUACACCAAGUUUCCUCAGAUGGCCUGCAAGAGUGGUGGUGGAGUUGCUGUUUAUGUGAAAAACCACAUUCACGUCCGUGAGAAACGCUAUGUGCACAAUGUGACUGAUCUGGAGUUUUUGGUUUUGAAGGUUGAGACACCGUUUCCAGCUCUGAUUGCAGUCAUUUACCGACCUCCAGACUACAUCAUGAGACCAUUCAUGGAGAACUUGGUAAGCCUUUUAGACUCUCUAGAGGUCAUGGACUGUCAUCCAGUCAUUGUAUGUGGCGACUUUAAUGAGAAUCAGUUUUCAGGUGGAAGGAAGCAGAUUGUAGAGCACUUUCAGUCCAGGGGGUAUGCACAGAUGAUCACUUCCGCCACCACAGACAAGAACACACUGCUUGACCUUGUUUUUAUCUCUCAGCCCCAGAGGAGCUUACAUUGUGGUGUCCUGAGAACCUAUUAUAGUUACCAUGACCCGGUUUUCUGUGUGUUGUCCUCUAGCCAACCAUGAAGUGAGGUGAGUUUUAAUCAUGGACAAGUGGAGUGACGUGUUAAUGCAGAAUAAUGUUUUAUUUUGAAAGUUUGAUGAUUUAACAGGAUUGAAUCAAAUCUUUUCUAGUAUAAAGUCUGUCUGAAAUGAGAAUCAUGAAGUUUCACUUUGCUUUUAGCCUAUAUUUAUAAUCACAGUUUAAAGCAUAAGUUAUUGGAUGACAGGUCAUAAUUAUGGAACAUGACAAUGCAUUUUUCUGAUUGUUCUAAAUAUUGUAAAUCACUACGUUGUUCAUGUAAUUACAUUUUCUACCUUUUUAUUACUAUGGAUUCAUGUUUUCUACUACAAACAAUUUUAUUCAGAACAUUUUUACAGAUAAAAUCUAUAUGAAAACUGAUUUAGACAAUGGCGGUCUGUGCAUUUACCUGGGUGGGUGGGUUAAGGGAGGGUAAAUGCACAGGUCCGACCAUUGACUGCAUAAAACCAGCCGGCACCCCACUAAAUAGGGGGAAGGGGUGGUUGGGUGGGGGUAAAUUUUCUUUUUUUGUUAGGUUUUUGGAAGAUUUAUCUCACACAGGAGACAUGUUCUCCUGUAUCCUUUGAUAAAACACCUUCAAGCUUCUUCAACAUCAGCACAACCCAAAACAUCUCAGCAUCAGCUUCAUGAACUGAUGAGUCAAACCUGCACCGCCAUUGCUGGACCACACAGGGACAUCACAAAGACUGCUGUUCCACGAGCUCUCAUCCCACAGGAUACAGCUCCUGUCAACCACCACCUGACCUUCUGGCUCUAAGAGCUUCACCUUGCUGCUGCCACUCUCUACACCCGCUGUUCUGAACCAUCAAAGACAUCUCUGCCUCCUGCCAGGGUCCAGGAUCAUCUCAGAUGAUGGAAGGUUUCUUCUGCCUUCAUGUUACAUCUGAGAGCACUGAACCAACUGAAACAUUUAUCAACACUCAGUGACAUCUGGGUGUGGGACAGACCUGGUCAGGAGAUGUUUAUUUUCUUUUGCAGGACUCUAAGUCUCUUCCUUGAUGCCUGCAUAUCCUCCUCUGAGAUUCCUCUGUGUCACCGUCUGACCUCGUCUGACUCUGGUUGCUGCAGAGAUGCUGUUCAUACUCAUUUCCUACUUCACUUUUGCAGCAUCAUGUCUACCUCAUGAGGCAUAAAGCUGAACGUCCUGUGCUACAGCAGCAAACACUGAAGCCGCAGGUUGUUGCACCAAUAAACAUCCACUCUGGCAUGAUCACACUAACAUCUUAACACGGACACUCAUUCAGCUGACGGUUUCCAUCAGCAGAUCCAGGAAACAGGAAAAUGUCCCAUAUGAUCAAACUGGAACUCAGCACUCAUUUCAAGGCUGUCUCCACUUUAUUUUGUCACCUGUCAGUUAAAUGAACCAUUUAUCUAUAAUAUGUAUCUGAUACAUUAUAGUUUUCAUUUGCUUUAGUUUCUCCUCUCUGUUAUUAUUGUUAAAGGAUAAUGUAGAACUACAAUGAUGGAGGUAGCCCUGUGACAGGCUAACCCAGUGUUAACACUGACCAGUAGGCGGGUUUAGGCAAGGCAAGACUCACACAAACAUAUCAUAUGGUCACCUGCAUCAGUGUCAGGUGCUGUCUGAUCCAAACCCAGCAAUCUUGUAAAUAUAGAACAUCCCUACUUUAAUACUUUAUGUACUGAAAUUGUUAAAUUCCAAACAAGUAAAAAUGAGUAAGCAGCUCCACUUUCUAUCUGCUCUGUGCUUGAGUGAGUCCUGUCUGGGUGUGGGGUGUCGGCUGAUAUGUAGGUAUAGGACAGGUGUUCCACAUAUGUGCUGUGACACCAGGUAAACUCAUACAACACACCUCAGUGUUGAGAUGGGAGUCAAACUGAAAGUAUUCAAAGAUGAACCGGUCAUAUCUAGUGAAGUGGGGGCUUUUUGAUAAAAAAUCUGACCUCAGGUCAUACAGGUGACCAGGAUUCUAAGAUACAUUAAACCAAACAUCCCAAAUUUAGGUAUUUAUCAUGAUUUUGAUCUGUUUUAAACUCAUUUUAAAGAACAGCUGUGGUAUCAGAACACAUUGUGUAAAUAUUUUAGCUUAAGGUUAACCAUUAAGGUUUAACUAAACCAUUUUUCACUUUUACAUUUACAAGUUUUAUAGAAUACAUUUUAUUUUAUUUAUUUAACUAGUUCUCUGACUCACUAACUGCAACCAAAGCCCUGACAUGUUCUCCUCUUUCCCCAAAAAAUCUGAACUAGGGAGCAUUUAUAAAACUAUGACAAACAAACAAUCCUAAUUCAUGAAUUACUGACCAAUUUAUUAACUCAGUUGACAGUAUUUAAGAUAAUACUGAAUUGUGCACACACACACACACACACACACACACACACACACACACACACACACACAAACAUUAAGUGGAAUGUUACCCUACGUACAGUGUGCUGCAUUCACCUUUAUAGUUUUUAGUUUCCAAGUCAGAAUAAUGUUUAAGUUUUCUUUUUUGUGUUGGAUGUCAGUGAGCUCAUGCCUUCAUCAUAAAUAUACUUUGUUCUUAAAAUAGUUUGAGUUAAAAAAACAAAUGUUGUGUUCAGCUUAAAGCAUGUCUCCACAGUACAAACAGGUGCCGUUGUCAUAGUUAAAUUAUAAUCAUAAUGAUUAUAAUUUAAGGAUGGUUGGUACAAGCUUCCAUAUCUGUAAUUUUAUAGUCUUUUUUAUAACUGACUUUUCUUUUAAUCAUUUUGACCUCUGAGUUUUGUGUUUUAAGUCCUUCUUAUUAGUGAAACCUUCUUUCAAACAUUCAUUUUCUAAAACAUUUUUUUUCAUUAUUUUAACAAGGUUUUAAAAUGUGCAUUAGUGUUAAAUGCUAUAAGCUUUUGUCAUUUUUUUCUUUAAAUUCACUUGAAAUUCUUUUAAUUUGAAAACAUGAAAUUAUUUUAAUUAUUUUUCUCAUAUUUUAAAAAAAUUACUUGAUUGAUUUUAUAAAUUGUAAUAAUUAAAUUUUCAAUAUUUUUUGUUCUUUUACUGUAUUUUUUUAAAUUUUUUAUUAUGCUGUCCUACAACUUUAACGUUUAAAUAAAUAUGCUAUUAGAAUUUGCCGUGAAUUAUAUUAACAUUUUACUUCUAAACUAACCUGUUUUAACUCAAAUUUUCUGUAUUUCAAUAAAAAAAAUUUAACUUAAAAACAUUAAAUACUUCCUGGAUUUAUCACAAUUUCUUUCUGGUCCACUCACUUUUAUUUUUGAUUAGUUGAGAGAAAUUUAACAAUUUAGAGAUUUCAAGUCUGUUUCAUUACGUUUUAUACUGUUUUAAACUAUGUGAAGCAAUUUUUGAUUCUAUGUCUAUGCUAAGUGCUUUAUAAAUAAACUGUACAUCUAUUGUGACCAUU